CCCAUCACUUAAGCAACAACACACACAAUUUUUUAGUGUCCACCACACAGCCACCAUGAGCUUUCUCCUCAGACUGUCUGUCUGUUUUAGCACAUUCCCUUCCUUUGUGUGGCCACAUGUGGCCUCCACCAAGAAGACCGGCUGCUUCAGAGUCAACAACUGCAAAUGCAUCAUGAAGGAUGGCAGUGGGGUGAUAAACCUGCAAGCUAUGGGCGAUGCAGACGGGUUCCUGGGGCGGAUGAAACUGCUCCAUGCUUACGAUGGGUCGAUCAACGCUGAGUUCCUGCUGACCUUCAGCCCUUGCCAGCCUUUCUCACAGCCAGAGGACCUGACAGGAAGUGACUGCACCAGUAUUGCCGCAUGCCUCAUUGUCAGGUAUCAAAGGUUCAACAGAUAUAUUCACCGCUAUAUCAGCUUUGGGGGACAUGACGGCAAUGAAUUCCAUUACAAUGACACCCUGAGGACACUUUCUGUCUCAUACUUUGGGCCCACUGAACUUCCACUUACAAUUGUGCAUUAUCACUGCAAUCCAAAUGAGUCUUCAUCCUUUAUUCGGGACCAGAGGCUGAAAGUAGAGGAGCCCCUAGAAAUCUGGGUGGAGAGUCCCUGUGCUUGUCCAAACGCCUGUGCCAUAGGAGAUCUGGGUCUUGGCUCAAUCUUCCUUAUCAUCCUGUCUCUCAGCGCUGCUGCUUAUCUCAUACUUGGCUCCUGUGCACUAAGACCUUUUCGGAGCAGCAGUGGAGUUCAAAUUGCUCCGGAACACAGUGUGUGGUGUAUGAUCUGCUACCUCUUCACUGAGAAAAGGCCAGCGAGACGACAAUAUACAGACCUGACACAUUCUGAAGUAACACUGAAAGACUAGUUGGUGUCUUACGUUUAAGUUGUGAAUAAUGCAUCAUGAAUUAUGUGACUAUUGGUGUUUUGUGUUACCUCAUAAUCUACAAUUAAUGCUUGUUCAUUGAUAUUCAUGAAACAUGCACAAUAUACAUGGUAUGUAUCUAAUGUCUUGAAAGCACAAAGCAAAGUUUUACCUACGCACUGGCUUGUAAUCAACUGAGAUCCAAUACAUGACGUUGCCUUUACUAAGACAAGACAGUAGAAGCUCCAAACUCAAUUCAACUCAACUUUAUUCAUAGAGCACUUGAAAUACAACCACAGCCGCAUCUAAUGUGCUGCACAUCAAGUUAAAAAUCAGACAUAUAUAAACAAGGACAAGCCAUUCAGGGAUACCGGUUACUUCCAAUUUGGUCCACUUUCAUAACAAUUGCUGCCAUACUGACCAAUAAAAAUGAUGAAUGAAUAGUGUUGACAACCUAAAAUCUUUCUUGUUACAAGCAAUGUUUUCCGUAGCAUUCUACCAUUCAAAUGCAGUCUAGCAGCUCUUUCAAACUUUGACUUUAGCAACUCUUCAAAGUUACAUUACGCACAUUGGAUUGAACCCUUUCAGGGACAGCGGUUACUGUGGUGGAUGGCUUAUCAUGUUAUCAGGUUACAGUUUUGUCAUUAUUGCUGCAU
Messenger RNA from Hippocampus comes (tiger tail seahorse), 1515 nucleotides. RefSeq lists its product as uncharacterized. The transcript has 4 exons. Gene Ontology annotation, cellular component: trans-Golgi network. The coding region runs from base 56 to 862 and encodes 268 amino acids. Lineage: Eukaryota; Metazoa; Chordata; Actinopteri; Syngnathiformes; Syngnathidae. The record is from RefSeq and is a predicted model, not a curated record.